Messenger RNA from Corvus hawaiiensis (hawaiian crow), 355 nucleotides. RefSeq names its product FXYD domain-containing ion transport regulator 3-like. The record is from RefSeq and is a predicted model, not a curated record. Bases 65 to 313 code for a protein of 82 amino acids. Gene Ontology annotation, molecular function: sodium channel regulator activity. Gene Ontology annotation, cellular component: membrane. The transcript has 7 exons. Gene Ontology annotation, biological process: regulation of sodium ion transmembrane transporter activity. Lineage: Eukaryota; Metazoa; Chordata; Aves; Passeriformes; Corvidae.
CCCAGUUCCCCUCCCCAUUUCCAGUUCCCCGUGGCUGCUCUGGGAAGGGGUCAAAGGUCACAGAAUGGAGCGGGAAAGCCUCGGGGCACUGGUGAUACUGGGAGUUCUGUCCCUGGCCAGAGGGGACCCCCCCGAUGCCCCCAGUCCCUUCGAGUAUGACUGGUGCCAGCUGCGCGUCGGGGGCCUCGUGGUGGCCGCGGUGCUGAGCGUGGUCGGCAUCAUCGUCCUGCUCAGUGGGAAGUGCAAGUGCCGGAGCAAGGCCAGCCGCCGCCGCCCCCCCCCCGGAGCUGUCACCGCUGGCUGGGACAGGUGAGCGUCCCCUCCCCCCUGGGGACACUGGGGGGACACUGGGGGG